This is a messenger RNA of Nicotiana attenuata, 1855 nucleotides long. RefSeq lists its product as uncharacterized. The coding region runs from base 474 to 1727 and encodes 417 amino acids. Lineage: Eukaryota; Viridiplantae; Streptophyta; Magnoliopsida; Solanales; Solanaceae. The record is from RefSeq and is a predicted model, not a curated record. Gene Ontology annotation, biological process: regulation of DNA-templated transcription. The transcript is spliced from 2 exons. Gene Ontology annotation, molecular function: DNA binding; DNA-binding transcription factor activity.
GGGGGAAAAGGAAAAGGUAAAGAAGAAGAAGAGAGUUUUACUGAUGUUCUACUCCUUCUACACUUCUAUUUCCACUGAAUAUUAUGCCCAAUUUUUUCCAAUUCUCUCUUCUUCUUCUUUUGUUGUAUUUUAUUUUCUUUAUCAAAGAGUAAGCAGAGCAGAAACAAGAAAAAGAGACAGAAAAGAAAUUAUAUGUCGUUUGUGAUCACAACAGAUGUAACUGAUCUGGCUAGAACAGCUUCAGACCAACUCUGGCCCUUUUCUCAUUCCUUUUUAUUUGUCAAAUUUUGGAGGCAAGAAAAGUGUCUCUCACCUUCUUCCAUGCCAGAAAGGAUUUGUUUUGGGGUUUUUCAUGUAAAAAGCUUCUGCUUUUAUAAUUUGGCUACAGAAUUUCUGGGAUUUUCUUGGGACUGACGAUUUACUAGAGAUUUAAUUCUUUAGGGGGGUUCAGGGUUUAUCUAUUUUCUCAACAAAUGCCCUGCCUUCCCCAAGAAUUGUUUGAUAUGAUGUCUAAUAAGGAGAGGGUAAAUGAUGGUUGCAUUGGUUUACCGAGAAAAGUUCGGAUCAUUUAUGAUGAUCCUGAUGCUACUGAAUCUGAGGGUGAGAAUGAUCAUAAUACUUGUAAUGUUGUUAGAAUCAAGCGUGUCGUUAAGGAAGUGAACAUAUCUAGUGCUUAUUUGGAGAAAGACUUUGAAAAAUGUUUGGUCAAAAGCUCCAAGAAGAGUCUUGAAAAUAAGAACAAGAGUGGUCUUGAAAAUAAGAAAGUGCAGAUAAAAUCGUCGUCAUUGCCUAAAGGAGUUAGGAUGAGGAAAUGGGGAAAGUAUGCAGCGGAGAUCAGAGACCCCUCGCAAGGGAAAAGAAUAUGGCUUGGGACUUUUGACACUGUGAAAGCGGCUGCAGAAGCAUAUAAUGCAAAGAAGGCUGAGUUUGAUCGAAGGAUUUUGUCCGAAAGGGGUAAGAAUUUGAGUUCCCCUCGAGCUCCCCCUGAGUGUUCUACAGCUUGUUCCUCUCAUCCUACAAACAGGACCAGUAGUUUGUACUCGCAUCCAUCCCCGUCUUCAGUGCUAGAUGUACCAACUUCAUCAGCUGCCACAGCAGUUGAGUGCAUUGACAUUCCAAUGAAAGACAAGAAUCCAGUGCCAGUACUCGAGGUAGAGCAACCAGCUUCAGAAAUCGUGGAAAAGCAAUUGUUAUGGCCGCCUUCAGGUUGUCAAGAUUUUAACCCGAGAUUUGAAGAUCAAAUGCUUUAUGAAGAUCCUUUGAUAGAACAAGGCACCAUAAGCGAUAUCCUUGUGGAGAUGACUGAAUUCAAUACCAUGAAGAAAACAAAAGCUCGACAACCAACCAUAGAAAUUUGUCAAAAGUCUACAAAGGGAAUUGAGGACCGUCGUGUGAAUUGCACUGAGCAAUCAAUCACGUCUCCUUCUAUUAGUGCAGAGCUUAACAUGAUGAACUUCGAAGAAACUGCAGUUUCGGGGAAUAACUUGAAACAUCUAGGCUUUGACGAGAAUGCUCUAUUUGGUAAGGAUUUUACACAAACUUUUGAUCCUUAUACAGAUUUUAUAGGUCUGGACAGCAAUUUUCUCUGCUGUGAUGGUAUAGAGGAGUUUGUUUAUGGCGUGAACGAAGACUUCAGAGAUAAUGUUGCAGCUAAAUCGCCAAAAUUGGAUGAAGUUGACCUUAAAUGGUUAGACGAGGUACUGGUACAAGAUCAAUCAGUUUCGUAAGUACUAAGUACGAUUAAGUUAAAAUGGUGAGCAAUGAGAGGUUGUUCUUGGGAUUUUUGCUUUUGCUUCGUAGUUCUGCCCAGGAUUUUUGACUCUAAUCCCAUCACCAAUGAGGUAAAAAAAAAAAA